AUGGUGGAGAGGAGGAACAUGACUGUAAUGGCGAUGGCGAGGUCCCUCCUCAAUAGCAUGAACGUGCCUGGAAGAUUUUGGGGGGAGGCGGUGUGGCACACGGUGUAUCUGCUGAACCGCUUGUCGACGAAGGCGCUGGAUGAAUGCACUCCGUUCAAGAUUGGUUUCAGUAGGUGUUCUCAAGAGCAGACCGUAUACAAAAGAGGAUCAGGUCUUGCAGGUGUGAUAGUCAAAGUAUAUGUUGAUGACCUCAUUGUGACAGGGAAAAGUCCAGAAGAGAUCAUGAGAUUCAAGCAGCAGAUGAUGAGUGAGUUCGAGAUGACCAGUCUCGAAUUGCUCAAUUACUAUCUCAAGAUUGAGGUAGCACAAGAAGAUGGGCGAAUUACAAUCAAGCAAACAACGUAUGCGAAGAAAGUCCUUGGUCAAUUCAGUAUGCUGGAUUGCAAUCCCAUAAAAUUCCCCAUGGAACAAAGGGCGCAGCUGCAUAGGGAUCCAGAUGGACAGUCUGUGGAUGCAAUUGAGUAUCGACGCAUCAUUGGUUGUCUAAGGGUGGCAAGCAGAUUUAUGAAGAAGCCCACGGUGAUGCAUCGCAAGGCAGUGAAGCAGAUUCUUCGGUAUUUGAAGGGCACCGUUCAUUAUGGGCUUGUGUAUACGAGAGGAGGAACAGAAGAAGUAAUCACCAGGUAUACUGAUAGUGACCUGAUCGGUGAUAUGGAUGACAGGAAACUGAGCAACGGCGGCGGCAUGCCAAGCACUGUGGCUUAG
Messenger RNA from Phragmites australis (common reed), 765 nucleotides. RefSeq lists its product as uncharacterized. Lineage: Eukaryota; Viridiplantae; Streptophyta; Magnoliopsida; Poales; Poaceae. The record is from RefSeq and is a predicted model, not a curated record. The transcript has 4 exons. Bases 1 to 765 code for a protein of 254 amino acids.